AUGGAUGCCAAUCAAGCUGCCGCCAAGGCUACUAAGUUUGUAUCACGAAACCAUGUGGGUAGUGGGUACGUAGAAUCAUUGACCAUGGAUGACUUGCUUACGAACUGCUCUGGCAACUUACUGCAUCUAAUUGUUGAGGCAUGUAUUGCAAGAAAUAUACUCGACACAUCAGCAUAUUUUUGGCCUGGCUAUGUGAAGCCCCGCAGCAAUCAAAUUCCUUUCAGCAUUUCUAACCAUGUGGAUGGAUGGUCUGCAUUGAUGAAGGGAUCACAGUUAACUCCUGGAUUAGUUGAUAUCUUAGUUGCAACUCCUGCUUCCAGCUUAGCGGAGAUUGAAAAGAUAUAUGAAAUUGCAAUCAAUGGUUCAGACGAAGAGAAGAUAUCUGCUGCUACCAUUCUGUGUGGGGCAUCUCUAGUACGUGGAUGGAAUAUACAGGAACACAAUAUUAUUUUUAUCACAAUGUUGCUCACACCUGUUGGUCUGCCUAAUCACACUGAGACCGAAAGCCAUUUGAUCAACCUGCUCUCACAUGGGUCUCUACCAAUAGUGAAAGACUUGCCCGGAUUGAUUCCAAUUUUGAACUUAAGAUGCACACGCUGCACUGAUCCCGACACGGAUGAAGUGUAUGCAAAACUAAGGCUCUUUCCUCUGCAUCCUAGCGAUGUUAAUUUUGAUGGUGACACUGUUGCUGGCGUCAAUGAUAAUCUGAUGCAAUCCUAUACAAAGACCUUGACACAAUCUGAUGCAAAUAAUGGUGGUUUCGCUUGUCCUAAGAAUUGUACAGAAAUAAUUCUUCCUCCAUUAUACUGUUCAGAUAGGCUUCCUUCUCAGGACAACUGGACUAGGGGGAUUCACUUGUGUUUGUGA
Vicia faba (fava bean) is the source of this 867-nucleotide messenger RNA. The record is from the annotation of a GenBank genome assembly. NCBI's taxonomy places the organism in Eukaryota, Viridiplantae, Streptophyta, Magnoliopsida, Fabales, Fabaceae.